This is a messenger RNA of Cotesia congregata, 870 nucleotides long. The record is from the annotation of a GenBank genome assembly. Lineage: Eukaryota; Metazoa; Arthropoda; Insecta; Hymenoptera; Braconidae.
AUGCACUAUCCAUCGUUUAUACUUAUUGAAAGAAUAUUCAAAAACAUAUCAGUAUCUGUACCUGUGCUGCCAGCUUCUGCCUCUAAUGAACAUUUAGGAAAGGCAGUAAUCCAGAAAAAUUUAGAACUCAGUGACGGUGACAUAGCUGCUGCUAACCUCAUGUACCAGUGUCCAGGCUGCGGGAAAACGUUCUACGAUCCAACUGGAGCUUUUGGGUAUUCCGGCACUGAUUUGAUACUCGACUUUGAGCGAUGCGAGUGGAGAAUCCGGGCAGCUGAAGGCGAACGAAUAAAACUGAAAAUCAUAAUAUCAAGAAUUCAUCAGACCUACAAUUGUUUACUAGACCAUGUAGAAAUUCGAGAUGGAAAUGCACCCUCUAAUCCUUUUAUAGAUCUCUACUGCAGCAGACUUGAAAAAAUAAAGAUUUAUCCGACAAAUAACUUGCUAGUCGUAUAUGUUAAAAUGAAUCAUCCCAACAUCAUCGGCGCUUUUGAAGCCGAAUAUGAAACCAUUUGCAAUCAGUUUGUUGAAUUGGAAAGUGGGAUGGUUUAUAACUUAGAGUCUCCAAAUUAUCCGGAAAAUUACAAACCGAAUAAAAAUUGCAAUUGGUACUUCUUGGCACCGGAAAAUCAUCAGAUAAAUAUCAAGUUUGAUUUCUUUGACAUUGAAAGCAGCCACAAUUGCAAGAAUGAUUAUGUGAGUAUUGCAGAAGGUGACGAUCAACGAUUGAAGCAAAUUGGGGUUUAUUGUGGCGUUAGAAAUGCUUGGCAAGUCAAUUCGACGGAGAGAAAAGUGUAUGUUAAAUUUUUUACUAAUCAAUCCAAACAAGACAAAGGUUUUGCUGCAACUAUAAGUUCAAUUAUGAUUUAA